Messenger RNA from Exophiala mesophila, 1698 nucleotides. RefSeq lists its product as uncharacterized. Gene Ontology annotation, cellular component: membrane. Bases 1 to 1698 code for a protein of 565 amino acids. Gene Ontology annotation, biological process: transmembrane transport. The transcript is spliced from 3 exons. Gene Ontology annotation, molecular function: transmembrane transporter activity. Lineage: Eukaryota; Fungi; Ascomycota; Eurotiomycetes; Chaetothyriales; Herpotrichiellaceae. The record is from RefSeq and is a predicted model, not a curated record.
AUGAGCUCUGGGUCAACUAUUCAUGUCGAGGCUGCGCCACUGGACGAGCCCAAUGGCAGAGUCAACGUCAAAACAAUCGUUCUCGUCAUGGCCAUUGACCUUAUCUACCUUGCUCAGCUCGUUUUACUUGUUGGAUGCGGCGCUUACGCCUGCAGCAUCACCGCCGUCAUUGGCGGACAAUCUCAAAUCGUCUGGUUGACAGCAAGUCUCGUGAUUGUUCCUACGGUCCUCGGUCCACCCAUCAGUCAGGCUGCUGAUUACUGGGGUCGAAAAUGGUUCCUUGUGAUCUUGACGGCUUUGGGGAUAAUAGGUACUAUUAUCGUCUCUCGAGCCAACAGCAUCGGCGUCGCCAUUGCCGGCUUUUCUCUCUCUGGACUCUCUUUCAGCGCACAACCCCUAGUGCAUGCUGUGCCAUCGGAAGUCCUCCCGCGAAAAUGGAGACCUUGGGCUCAAGCAAGCAUUAAUAUCUUCGCCUCCGUGGGAGGCGUGUUUGGUCUCCUUGUUGGUGGGCAGUUGACUCGGAAUGGGAACGAUGAAGGAUUCAGAGCAUUCUUCUAUAUCACCGCAGCCAUUUAUGCUGUAUCCACAGUUCUCUGUGCGGUGUUGUACAACCCGCCACCAAGAGAGCUUCAAAAGGAAUUCUCAACCAUGCAAAAGCUCCGGAAACUCGACUGGAUUGGCUAUGGAAUCUUGAUAUCUGGCCUGGUGCUCUUUUCUCUCGGCCUCUCCUGGGCCCAGAACCCAUAUCCAUGGUCGACUGCAAACGUUCUGGCACCAUUUCUGGUCGGUUCAGUACUCGCCAUUAUCUUCAUCCUCUAUGAAUCCAUUGGCAGAAAAGACGGCAUGGUUCAUCAUGGGUUGUUCAAACAUCGCAAUUUCGCCCUUGCCUUGGUUUGCAUCUUUGUCGAGGGAGUUAUAUUCUUCGCGGCCAACAACUAUUUCGCUUUCGAAGUCAGCGUACUGAGUUCUCAAGAUCCUCUAGUGGUUGGCCUACACUAUUCAGUCAUGUUUUACGUCAUGAGUGUGAGUGCCCUCGGCGCAGGAGUGUACUGCUCCUGGCGAAGAUCAUUGAGAGGGCCACUGGUCUUCUCUUUCGCAUGCUUUGUGGGGUUCAAUGGAGCAAUGACAAGCGUGAAGGCGAAUACCUCUCUAGCCGUCCUCUGGGGUCUUCCGGCAUUGUUGGGUGCAGGAGUGGGAAUCAGUAUAGUGGCGUUACUCACGGUCGCACAACUAUCGACGCCUCCCGCACUGAUAGCCAUCGCCUCUGGGUUGAUGAUUUCAAUUCGUUCCUUGGGUGCCAGUGUGGCAGUCGCAAUCUACAACGCCAUCUUCAAUCACACCUUUGGUGCUAAUUUGGCUCCCAAGAUUGCCGAUGCGACCCUACCGCUAGGUUUUCCAGCAAGCUCGCUCGGCGAGCUGAUUUCAGCCCUCUUAGCCAGAGACAACGAGGCUUUGGCACAGAUCGAUGGUGUCACGCCUGAAAUAAUUGGCUCUGCAGUGGCUGCAGUGACAGAUACUUAUGUGGCUUCGUUCAAGAAUGUAUGGGCUGCAGCAGCAUGCUUCUCUGUUGUACCAUUGAUAUUGUCUGUGUUUAUCCUCGAUCCCGUGGAGACAUUUACUUCGCAUAUUGAUGCACCUCUUGAGAAGAUACAAAUUGAGGUUGAUGAACGGCUUCCAGAGUCGUCAUUAAAAUCAUAA